UAAUGUUUCAGGUACUGAUGUGAUGUUGUUGGAAGACUUUACUUCAGACAGCUGUCAACAGAAACCUGGGAGUUACCCCAACAGGAGAAGAAGCUCUGUAACAUUUGAAGAUGAAGCUGAGCAGAUUUCUAAAGAGUCCAGCAAAUCGUCCAGUUUUCAGUUACCAAUUAAACUGUCUAAUUCAUUGGAUAACUAUGCAUCCAGCUUAGCCAAAGCAAUUGAAGCAGAUGCCAGAAUUGUUCUUUUUGGGGAAGACUCAAUUCCAGGCACUUUGUCAGGUGUCCAAACUGUUUUUGGAAGUGCAGGUUCACGAAGAGGAAGUCGAAUGAUUGCUGGAGAAAGGCCUCGAAUGGAGAGCAUUGAUGAAGGAAUUGUCAAUGAUGGGACUGAAGAAGAACACAGUUUAGUUUAAUAUGUCAAGAUUCCCAGAUGUUUUUAUCAUAAAAGCAUCCAAGAAUGUAUUCUUAGUCUACACUCUUCAAACAUUGUUAUUUAGGACUUCUCAGAAAUUACACUUAAAGGAUUGAAAUGUAUUGCUAAAUUAAUAUAGGUUCUUAAUUUCAAUAUGGACUUUUUGGAAGUAUUUUUUAAUUGUGAUUUAUAUGGGCUUUUCUUUUUAUGAGUGCAUUUUCCUUGAUAAUGACAUUUUGUUAUAUAAAAUAGGAAAAUUUU
Messenger RNA from Protopterus annectens (West African lungfish), 672 nucleotides. RefSeq names its product G protein-coupled receptor 161 (gene GPR161). The coding region runs from base 23 to 412 and encodes 129 amino acids. The record is from RefSeq and is a predicted model, not a curated record. NCBI's taxonomy places the organism in Eukaryota, Metazoa, Chordata, Ceratodontiformes, Protopteridae. The transcript has 2 exons.